AUGUCAGAUUGGAAAACCAACCUAAAUGUUCCUGCGAAGGACACCAGAGUUCAAACAGAAGACGUGUUAACGACACACGGCAAAACUUUCGAGGAUUUUAACUUGAAGAGAGAAUUGUUAAUGGGCAUCUUUGAAGCUGGUUUCGAGAAGCCCUCCCCAAUUCAAGAAGAGUCCAUUCCUAUGGCCCUUGCAGGCAGAGAUAUUUUGGCUAGAGCCAAGAAUGGUACAGGUAAAACCGCGUCUUUCGUGAUUCCUUCCUUGCAACAAGUGAAGCCUAAGCUUAAUAAAAUCCAGGCCUUGAUCCUUGUCCCCACCAGAGAAUUGGCCUUGCAGACCUCCCAGGUCGUCAGAACCUUGGGCAAGCAUUUGGGCAUUCAGUGCAUGGUAACCACCGGUGGUACCAACUUGCAAGACGACAUUUUGAGAUUGAACGAAACCGUCCACGUUCUCGUGGGUACCCCAGGCCGUGUUUUGGAUUUGGCCUCGAGAGAUAUCGCCGACUUGUCUGAAUGUCCUCUUUUCGUUAUGGAUGAGGCCGACAAGAUGUUGCUGAGAGAGUUCAGAAACGUCAUUGAACAGAUUCUUUCAUUUUUCCCCGCUGGCAGACAGUCGCUCUUAUUCUCCGCUACCUUCCCCUACGCCGUCAAGUCUUUCAUGGACAAGCACUUGACGAAGCCUUAUGAGAUCAACUUGAUGGACGAGUUGACCUUGAGAGGUAUUUCUCAAUUCUACGCUUUCGUUGAGGAAAAGCAAAAGUUGCACUGCUUGAACACUCUUUUCAGCAAGUUGCAAAUCAACCAGUCCAUUAUCUUCUGUAACUCCACUAACAGAGUCGAGUUAUUGGCCAAAAAGAUCACGGAGUUGGGUUACUCGUGUUACUACUCCCACGCUAAAAUGCCACAGUCCGCUAGAAACAAGGUUUUCCACGAAUUUAGACAGGGCAAGGUCCGUAACUUGGUAUGUUCCGACUUGUUGACCAGAGGUAUCGAUGUGCAAGCCGUCAACGUCGUCAUCAACUUUGACUUCCCCAAAACCGCCGAGACAUACUUGCACAGAAUCGGUCGUUCAGGAAGAUUCGGCCACUUGGGUUUGGCCAUCAACUUGAUGUCCUGGAAUGACAGAUACAACUUGUACAAGAUCGAGCAAGAGUUGGGCACUGAGAUCAAGCCUAUUCCAGCCAACAUCGACAAGUCUCUUUACGUCAACGAGAACGAGGAGACAAUCCCUAAGCCAUUCAAGCUUGACGAGUUGCCCAAGACCAAGGAUUCCAGAAAGAACGGCUACGAGUACCAAGGUCAGCCGCAAGUGCCCCAAGGUGUGCCACAAGGUAUUCCUCAACAACUCCCUCCUCAGCAGUUCCAACAAGUACCAGUUCCACAGCAACAACAGCAGUCACAGACGCCGCAGCAGCCUCAACAGCCACCACAGGGCCAUCAAUUUAACGGCCAGCAGGCUCCACAAGGCAUGCCCCAAUACCCUCAAUACGGUCAGUUCCCACCGCAAUACGGUUACCCACCCCACAUGCAAGGACCACCUCAGUUUAACGGUCACCCACAGCAAUUCAAUGGCCAGGCUCAGAAACAAUAG
This is a messenger RNA of Candidozyma duobushaemuli, 1587 nucleotides long. RefSeq names its product DExD/H-box ATP-dependent RNA helicase (gene DHH1). The record is from RefSeq and is a predicted model, not a curated record. Lineage: Eukaryota; Fungi; Ascomycota; Pichiomycetes; Serinales; Metschnikowiaceae. Gene Ontology annotation, biological process: cytoplasmic stress granule assembly; P-body assembly. Gene Ontology annotation, molecular function: ATP binding; mRNA binding; RNA helicase activity. The transcript has a single exon. Bases 1 to 1587 code for a protein of 528 amino acids. Gene Ontology annotation, cellular component: P-body; cytoplasmic stress granule.